GAUGAUGAUGAUUGUGAUGAUGAUGAUGUCUCUGUGAUGCAGCUUUCAGCAGAGCAGCCAGAGAGCGGGGAUCGCUGACAAUGAGAUGGGGAACUGCUGGGCUUUCUGCGUGGGCCUCUUCAGGAAGGAAGCAAACAGGAUCCAGAGAGGAGGCGGGUCAAAAUACUUCAGAAGUACUGCUACUGGAGAGCAUUAUACAAUAGAGUUUGAAAAUCUGGUAGAGAGCGAUGAGGCUGAGAGCCCACAGCCGUGCCCCAGGCCCAUCAAUGAAGAUGAACUGAGUCACCUCAAAGAGCAACGCUACGCCGCUAUCUCAGACAAACAAGUCCUGAUCGACCAAAAGCUGCAAGCAGAGUUAGAGGAACAAGAGGAGAAGUUAAGGCUAGAAGAGGAGGCUAGAAAUGCUGCCCAGCGCGAGGCCGCCAGGCUGGCUCGUGAACGAAAAAUGAAGGAGCUGUCCGCCCAGAGGACACGAGGGAAAGCUGACGGCUCCAGCGCUGAAACACAGCAGAGAAAGCAAAACUCUGGGGAGGAUUUCGACGUCUACCUCCAGAAUGUUAAAGCUCAGUCGGAUGCCUUCAGGAGCAACAGACUUCCCUCUGAAACAAACGCAUUGACUCCCAACACCGAGUACAGCUGGGAUUUCACCACUAAGACCCGCUCCACCAACGAUGAUGGGACCUCACUCGAUUUGGAGUGGGAGGAUGAGGAAGGGAUCAACCGGGCACUGCCGGCCUGGGAGCGUUCUCGCACUGAGGAGGACAUCUUGCGGGCGGCUCUGAGACCGGGCAGCAAACAGGUGAACAGUGGGCCGACCUCGGCCUCUGAGGACUCCAACGCUCUGGAGUGGGAGAACGACUUUGUGAGUACUCACCCAGAGGACAGCGCAGACGCUGAGUUCGAAGGGUUUGUCAAUCCUGUCUUAGACACUCCCUCAGAAGACGCCUCGGACUCUGGCCUCAGAGCAGACAACCAGGACAGAUAGUGUCCAGCACCAAAGGGGACGUUUGUCUUCGCCUCACCAGCUUUUUGCCUCAUCAAUCAGAAAUGUACGUCUUCAUAAUCUGUAAUGAAUCUGUGAUGCUGGAGAAAUGAGGAAUGGAUCCACUGUCAGUUUAAAGAAGAUUUGAUCAAAUACAUGUUUUCAGUGCCUUCAUCUGCUAAAGUGUCUGACAUUCAGCUUUGGAACUGGACUUUGUUUACCGUUUGAAUCAUUAUUUGGUUACGAUUCUUUUUUUGAUGAUCCGUGCUUGGCUGAGGGGACUAAAAUCAGAUUGUAUUAUAAACAUAACUGUAAAAACUAACCAAGCUUAGAUGGAAAAAAUGCCUUUUUUCACAGCGUUGGUUUAGCAAAUAGAUAUUUACGUGGAGGAAAUAUUAAAAAGCAGAAAAAGAAGCGACUGACUCGAGGAUCUUUUUGCUAGUUUUUAAGUUUUGAUCUCUGAGUUUUGAGAGUAACAGAUAUUGUAGGAAUACAAUUGAAAUCAGAUUACCACUCUUUAUGAAAAGUCUUAAGACUUUUCUAAUUUGCCCAAAUGUUUUUAAUUAAAUUACCAGUUUACAUUUUAAAUUUUGGUUCAUAGGAUUUCUGGUGUCCUCCUUUCAUCGUUUCAUUCCUGAUGACAGAAUCUUUAUUCGUUUGUACGCGGCCUUCCCUCCCUGCUUCCUGCUCAACUUCUCAUUUCUCAAAGCGAUUUGCUUCGUCGCCUUUCGGCCAUUUUGUAAUGGUCUUGAUGUAGCAAAGGGUUAUUUUAUAUCUGGAAUAACUGGUUGUAUCUACGCUUUCCCUUUCUGGCAGAUGACCAAAGAUUAUCUUUUAUUAUUCCCACAAUGCAUGACACUGCCACCCCCGUGCAUCACAGUUGAUUUCCAGCCUCCAUCAAAAUAUAACAACAGCCACUGAGGCCAAAUACUUCUACUGAAUUAAUUCACUCAAACCAGAGGGUGUUUCUGUUUUCGGUGUAUCUUUUGGGGGGGAGGGCUCCUUGAUUUCUGAGAAACUUUUCUGGCAAUCAGACUAUCCAACCAGCUUUGGCCCGUAUCAUCAUUGUUUUCAGCUUGGAGUCGAGGCAUGCACUUUGGUACGAAAAGAAAUGUUAGCCUUUAAGGCACAGAAUCCACUCUCUUCCCAAGAUGUUCAGAAAUGUGUGUCAUUGUCUGAACAGAUGAACGUAGCACUAUCAGGAAUCUAGAGAUUGUACCUUAGAAUGACUCUGUUAAGAUUAGCCAUCGUCUUCCUGCUAAGUUUUUUUUUUAAACCGUCACACAAGCAACAUGAUGCAGAAAGUGUGCUUGUAUAAAAAGAACUUCAAAGUUAGAGCUUUAAUUUAGCAAAUCCAUCACCAGGAAACAUUUGCAGCCAAGACAUCAUUGGGCAUUUUUUCUCUUUGUCUAAAAGCAGUGUAGUAUUGCAGUUCAGAAACUACUGAAUUUGAAGAGAAGAGAUAAUUAUAAAUUCUGUAAUUCCAGCUUUUCCCAAAUAGAUAAAUGGUUGUCCCUUUAAACAGUGUACGUGAUUGAUGGCUUUUAUUUAUUAAUUUUUUUUUCCUUUUUCAUUUCCAGACAUCUAAAUGUCACUUUCUUGUCCAGUUUCUGGGAUGCUUUGCUCACUUGUUAAAGCAACACUGUGUAACUUUAUACCCAAAUAUUAGCCUUAAUUUGAUAGAUGAAUUAUCAGGUAAUCUUGCAGGUCUUGGUGUGUAUCGAUGCUCCAUCCAGGCUGCUCUCCUCAUAAACGUUCCUAUGUAACUUUAAAGGGUCAGAUCUGUCCCUGAAUGAGUCAUGUGACCCAGAGCGCUGCUUUACAGCAGUCUGAGAUCCCCUUAAACACCAGAGCUAACUAAGCUAACAGUUGUUAGCCAGAUGUGACCCUGACCUGAUCAGACACAUUUGCCUCUUUAGUUUUGGUAACUUAUCUAGACAGGUUAGUUCAGUUCACUCUGGAUUGAUUCAUUUUUCUCCUUUA
Cyprinodon variegatus (sheepshead minnow) is the source of this 2965-nucleotide messenger RNA. It is a transcript of the gene ap1ar, whose product is annotated as adaptor related protein complex 1 associated regulatory protein. The transcript has 10 exons. NCBI's taxonomy places the organism in Eukaryota, Metazoa, Chordata, Actinopteri, Cyprinodontiformes, Cyprinodontidae. Gene Ontology annotation, biological process: negative regulation of substrate adhesion-dependent cell spreading; negative regulation of cell motility; regulation of Arp2/3 complex-mediated actin nucleation. Gene Ontology annotation, molecular function: AP-1 adaptor complex binding. The coding region runs from base 86 to 985 and encodes 299 amino acids. The record is from RefSeq and is a predicted model, not a curated record.